This is a messenger RNA of Cuculus canorus (common cuckoo), 1234 nucleotides long. RefSeq names its product glutathione peroxidase 8 (putative) (gene GPX8). Gene Ontology annotation, biological process: response to oxidative stress. The record is from RefSeq and is a predicted model, not a curated record. The transcript has 3 exons. Gene Ontology annotation, molecular function: glutathione peroxidase activity. NCBI's taxonomy places the organism in Eukaryota, Metazoa, Chordata, Aves, Cuculiformes, Cuculidae. The coding region runs from base 26 to 658 and encodes 210 amino acids.
AGACUCCUCUCCUAAGACUGCAAAAAUGGAGUCUCUCACAACUACUUACCCUCUGAAAUACUCAGUGCCCAAAGUCAGGGUCUUUGUUGUCUUUCUGUCGAUGGUUUUGUGUACUGCUAUGCUCUGCCUGCUGCAACUCAGAUUUUUUAAACCUAAAAUCAAAGAUUUUUAUUCUUUUGAAGUCAAGGAUUCACGAGGAAGGACCAUAUCCUUGGAGAAGUACAGAGGGAAAGCGACUUUAGUUGUAAACGUGGCCAGCUACUGCCAACACACAGACAAAAAUUACAUUGGACUGCAAGAACUACACAGAGAGUUUGGUCCCUCCCACUUCACCGUGCUGGCUUUUCCUUGCAACCAGUUCGGAGAAUCAGAGCCCAGUUCAAGCCAGGAAAUAGAAUCUUUUGCCAAAGGAAACUACGGAGUAACAUUCCCUGUUUUCCACAAAAUCAAGAUCCUAGGAUCAGAAGCAGAGCCUGCCUUUAAAUUUCUAAUAGAUUCUUCAAAGAAAGAACCUCGAUGGAAUUUCUGGAAGUACCUUGUCAGCCCUGAGGGUAAAGUUGUGAAAUUCUGGAGACCUGAAGAGCCAAUAGAAAGUAUCAAGCCAGAAGUAGCAUCGUUAAUCAGGCAGAUUAUCAUGAAAAAAAGAGAAGACCUCUGAAAAACCUAUUCACACUGUGAAUCCAUUCAGCAGUAUGGGUACACCACCUUACUACAUUCCUGGGAAAUGCUGCUAGAAGCAAAAGCAUCAGGUGAUAUUACUUCUCUUUGGCAUUAGUAUUUUCAGCUACACUAUGUCUUUUAACGUUGGAUUGGCUCCUGCAACAGCCUUGAGAACCACUGAGGUUAUCGAGACUGCCAAGGUACUCAGUACCUUGCAGGGAUGGACCUUUGAUUUGCAUAAAGUUUCUGAAUGUUUCUUUAAAUUGCUUGCAAUAACUACUUACAUUUGUUCACUAGCAGGAAUAUAGCUAAAAAAAAAAGGGGGAUUUGUUGAUAAAUUACUCAGUAUUUGCACAAAGAGUUUUGUUUCCCAUCUACCAGUAACAAAUAGAAUCUGAUAUUCCAAUAACACAUAAUUGCCCUGCCUGAAUGACAUUGGGCCCAGAGGCAUCAUAGCAGGGCUUUUAGAGACAACUGCAACUGAAGAUACCAGCUUCUUCAGGAAGAUUACUGAAUUGGGAAACUAUCAACUUAGUUGUAAAAACUUGUACAUAAAAAAUGAAAUUAUUAAAAA